Molecule: messenger RNA, 1776 nt
Organism: Pyricularia grisea
Lineage: Eukaryota; Fungi; Ascomycota; Sordariomycetes; Magnaporthales; Pyriculariaceae
Exons: 2
Coding region: 1-1776 (591 amino acids)
Biological process (GO): polysaccharide biosynthetic process
Cellular component (GO): membrane
Molecular function (GO): acyltransferase activity, transferring groups other than amino-acyl groups
Source: RefSeq, a predicted model, not a curated record
AUGUUUGCCUUUUUCGUGCCCGACACAUUCCGCCGAGGGCGGCGGGAAUAUCUUGCGGUGCCACUUCUAACAGGGGAGGGCGAGAGCGAGAGCAGCAGUGAUGCAUAUGCCGAAAAGAGGAGCUCAAGCCUGGGGGAGCGGCCCUCAGUCGAUGAUACCCUCAUCCCCGAUAGUCCCACUGAAAGCCGUAUCCUCGACUUUGGCGACGAGAAGGUCUUUGAUCGGCGGUUGGCCCGCUGGGGAAUCCACCCAAAAGUAUGGGCGGCCCUGGCAAAAUUCCGCGUUUUGGCUCCAAGCUUCCUCGUCGACGACGAUGAGGAUAAGCCACCGGUACGGCUGCAUCCGAGCGCUUGGUUAGACGGUCUCCGCGGCACUGCAGCUUUCCUCGUGGUGUGGCACCACUCGUCGCUGGUGUACUUCAGUUGGCGAGUCCAUGAAGGCUACGGGUCCUCCCAGGGCACGGAAUGGUCGUAUCUCAUCCAGCUUCCCAUCAUUCGGCUCAUCAUCUCGGGCGCCCCGCAAGUCAAAAUCUUCUUCGCCAUCUCGGGCUAUGCCCUCUCAUACAAGCCCCUCAAGCUCGCCCGCGCCGGCAGGUUCAACGAAUGGGCCUCUGCCCUGAGCUCCUCCAUCUUUCGCCGCCACCCGCGUCUCUUCCUCCCCGCCGUCGCCAUUCUUUUCGUUGGCACCUUUGCCGGCUGGCUUCAGCUGUACGGCGGCACGGGUGCAACCGAAGGCGACAAGUGGAACGCCCACGUUGCCAUCCCCGUCCGCGCUCCUCCCUACAAGGAGGCAUUUGGCGAGCACUUCGCCGACUGGGCUCGCACGGUCCUGUCAAUCACCAACCCGCUCGCCACGGAUCAACGCCGCGGCGCCACCCCUUACGACUGGAACCUGUGGACGCUGCCCAUGGAGUUUGACUGCUCACUGGUUGUCUUCCUCUGUCUGGCCGCCUUUGCCCGCCUGCGGUCCAUCCUCAGGCUGUUCCUCACGGCCGCCGUGGCCACCUACGCCAUAUGGUUCACGCACUGGGGCCCGUUCCUGUUCAUAGCGGGCAUGUUCAUCUGCGACUUGCACUUUGAGCUGGAGGACGCAGGAAGCGACACGGUCGCUACGUUGCUCCCGUCCGUCACGCAGCCGGCCCGCGCCUUCAACCACGGGACCGGCUUUUGCGCCCGGUGGAGGCGGACGUUGAAUCGCCUUCGCGCCCGCGCAAUAUCAACACUGCCCAGAAGCGUGUCGUUGCCGAGCGCACGGGUCGUCGCCUCGUUGCCGUUCACCAAGACGCUGUGGGUUGCGUCGCUGCUGACGUCGUUAUGGCUGCUGUCGGUGCCCGAGAACAACCGGGGCGGGAAGACGAGCCCCUUUUACAUGGUGCUGACGUCACACAUCCCGGCCAACUAUGGACCGGACGACGAGAACCACUGGUGGCUGUCGCUGGGCGCGGUGCUGCUCGUCUUCACCAUAGACCGGGCGGGUCCGUUCCUGCAGCGCGCCUUCACGAGCCGCGCCGCGCAGUACCUCGGCAAGAUAUCCUACGCACUGUAUUUGGUCCACGGCCCGAUCGUCUUUUCGCUCGGUUGGCACCUGGGACGGUGGUGCACGGCGCUGACGGGUAGGGAGACUACGGCCGGGUGGGGCGCAGGGAUCGUGCUGGCGUACAUGGGCUUAUGGCCGGUGCUGUUUUGGGUCGCCGACAUUGCGUCGAGGUUGGUUGAUGUCAAGAGCGUCGAAUUCAGCAAGUGGUCGUAUGAUAGAAUGGUGAAAAAGGUGGUCUAG